This is a messenger RNA of Zophobas morio, 1686 nucleotides long. RefSeq names its product zinc finger Y-chromosomal protein 2-like. Gene Ontology annotation, biological process: regulation of transcription by RNA polymerase II. Gene Ontology annotation, molecular function: RNA polymerase II transcription regulatory region sequence-specific DNA binding; DNA-binding transcription factor activity, RNA polymerase II-specific. The coding region runs from base 297 to 1595 and encodes 432 amino acids. The transcript has 2 exons. NCBI's taxonomy places the organism in Eukaryota, Metazoa, Arthropoda, Insecta, Coleoptera, Tenebrionidae. The record is from RefSeq and is a predicted model, not a curated record.
ACGUCAUUGUAGUACCAUAUCCUUAGUUGUGAUGGCGUUAGUGAGCAAAUACCCGCACAUGAACUUGACAAUCUAUUUAUUUUAUUUUAAUGUGACUGUCUUUUUAACCUUAAAUCGUUGCUUUUAGUAAUGUUCUAGUCCUCACACUAGUGUAAAAGAAAAAAAGAAACCACUCCAGAGAUACAACAAAAAUAAUCAAAACAUUUCGACAACCAAAUGUGGGUUUGGUUUCGACCUUGAACGGAAACGUAAAUUUUGAGGUUAUAUUUGUGUCUAAAACUAGCGAAGUAAUAAUAAUGAAACGGCAAACCACUAUGUCAAGUCCAAUGCCCCAUGAAACCUUCCCUUGUGUCAAAAACCUUCACACUUGCAAACUUUGCCCGUACUUUAGUACAUCACAGUUCCUUUUAACCAACCACGUUCGACGUCACCAUUCAUCGUUGCUCCAUUUCAACUGUGAAAAUAUCAACAUCGAGACUUACUACUGCAAGAACUGCAAUUUCCAGACAGAACUCGCACUACUUUUAAAACAACACGUCGAACAACACCAUAGCAUUAAAAAAGAAAAUGGUCAAGACUCAUCACAGUUCAACAUUCAAACGUACACAUGCCAGAAAUGUUGUCUCAAAACACACUUCUUACUAAAGUGGCUUCAACACGCUGCAACAUGUCAACAUAACCUACAAAAAUCGAAUUCAAGAAGAAAUACAGUGAAAGACGUCUUAACGUGGUACAACUGCGACCAAUGCGAACGCAAAUACAAAUUUAAACACUCGUUACGAGAACACAAAGUUUUGAAACACUUGAACGAAGAUCAAGUGCUUUGGCACCAUUGCACCAAGUGCUCGUACAAGUCACCACAGAGAAGACACUUGAAAGCCCACAUGUACUUGCGACAUACCGACGAAGAAAAUAUUAAAUGGUUUGAAUGCCAUAAGUGUCCGUACAAAACCAAACAACACAACAAUUUAAUCAGACACAUCAAUGUACACCACUUGGACGGAGAAGACAUUAAAUGGUACGACUGCAAAAAGUGCCCUUUUAAAGCCAAAAGCGACUCAAGUUUGAUUCACCACAUGAAACGUCACCACGUAGACGAACAAGACAUUAAAUGGUACAAAUGCAAAAUGUGUUCGUACAAAACCAAGUACAAUUUUUCUUUGCGACGUCACGUGAUUUCGCGGCAUUUGGAUGAACAGGAUAUUCAGUGGCACGCGUGCGAAAAGUGCCCAUUUCGGACUAAGCAUAAAGUGUGUUUGAAUCAACACAUAAAUGCGCGGCAUUUAGACGAACAAGAGAUUAAAUGGUAUGAAUGUCAACAGUGUCCGUACAGAGCUAAGCAGAAAGUGUAUUUGAAAAUGCACAUAAACGCGCGCCAUUUGGAUGAAAAGGACGUUAAAUGGUAUGAGUGUUCCAAGUGUUCGUACAAAAAUAAGGACAGGUCGACGUUGGGUAGACACAUAAAUGCGCACCACUUGGAUGGAAGGAGUGCCAAAUGGUACGAGUGCGAAAAUUGUGGCAUCAAGUUUAAGUAUAAGUCGUCUUUAACAAGACACAUAAAGAAAAGUGUUUGUGUUAAACAAGACAUAACCUAACUUUGUUUAAUAUAGUUUAUGGAAUAAAUGUCAAACUGCGUUGUUGCCAACAUAAUUUUUUAACGCUAAAAUGUUUUACUUAUUGACUUCA